Molecule: messenger RNA, 2240 nt
Organism: Phlebotomus argentipes
Lineage: Eukaryota; Metazoa; Arthropoda; Insecta; Diptera; Psychodidae
Gene: Pep
Product: zinc finger protein on ecdysone puffs
Exons: 5
Coding region: 108-2102 (664 amino acids)
Cellular component (GO): nucleus
Source: RefSeq, a predicted model, not a curated record
CUCUCUCACUCUUAAAUUCGCAUUAAGUGUGGACGCCAUUGGUGAAAAGUGAACAAAUUUGUGCAUUUUCUCCUGAAAACUCUCAUCGUACAACAUCUUAGAGAGAGAUGGCUUAUCGGAACAAUCGGAGCUUCGAUCGCAACAACUAUGGCGGGUCCAUCAGCCGCAAUGUGGAUCCGUGGGACACGACCAACGACUGGGGAAUGCGCGGGGGCGGCGGCGGCGGCGGAGGUGGCAAUUACAUGGGCAACCAGGGCCAGAAUCCCUCGGAAGCUCUGGCGCUAGCCAACAACCUCAUCAACAACAUCCUUCGCGGCAGCCAGCCGCCUUCGCUGCUCGACUUGCCGCCCAAUGACAUGCGCGGCGGCGGCGGUGGAGGCUUCGGCGGCGGAUACGGCAGGAACACGGGCGGCGGCGGCGGCUACGACCGCUUCGACGAUCGCAUGGCUGGACGCAUGAUGGGCAAUCGCAAUGCUGUUACCAACCGCAAUCGACGUCCUGGCGUUAAUGCUGGUCCGCGCAACAAUAAGCCCACUAAACCGGGCGGCAUUCGUAAACCCAAUGCCACUGAUCGAUCUAAGAAAGUUCUGGCAAAGAAUUCUAACAAUUCUAAAUCAACAAAACCGGACGACGGUACUAAUAAGAAUACUGAGAGUGGUGAAGCCAAGGAGGACUUUGUGGAAGGAGAUCCGCAGGAUUCACUGUAUGCUGAUGUGCCGAGUGACAUGUUCUAUUGUCACAUGUGCAAGAAGCACAUGUGGGACUGUUUGUCCUUUGAGAAUCACAUCAAGGGGCGUUCGCACGCGAUGAUGAAGGAGGGUGUUGAGGAGAGCUAUCGCUUGCGUGCCACGAUGAUUCGCCAGGAAGCGAAGAUUGAGGAACAGCUGAAGAGUAUUGAGAUUGAGCGUCUGAAGCGCAUUGGGAAGAAUGUGAAGGCGACUAAUGUGCGUCGUGAGUACUGUACAAUGUGCGAUUUGCACUUCUAUGGACAUUUGUCGUCGCAUCGCAAGUCUGAGGGACACUUGACGCUGAAGAAGUUCCUCCAUCCCAAGUGCAAUGACUGCAGCAUGGAGUUCCCAACGCGGAUUGAGUAUGAUGCCCACUUGUUGGCGCCCAAUCACAUGAUCAAGGCGUCCAAGAGGGCGCAUCGUGCUGAGAAGCGUCGCAAUCAGCUGGUGAUUCACGGUGAGGCGGAUGAGAUGAAGGAUUUGCGUGAGAAGGAGGAGAAACCGGCGGGUGAGAAGGUGGCCGAGGGCGAGGAGCCCGCUGAGGGGGCUGAAGUGAAGGAGGGCGAGGAGACAGCUGAGAAUCCAGAGGGUGGUCAGAGUGAGGUGAAGCCCGAGGUGGAGAAGGAGCCGGAGAAUGUCAUUGUGGACUAUGUGGAGGGUGUGACUGAGUUGCCGGCGGAGAUUGAGAAUCGCAUUCCCAAGUACAAUUGCCAUCGGCAGUUGGGAAAGAGUCUGAUUGGGAAGUUGGAUUGCUAUGAGUGUCGCAUCUGCAAUAGAUACUUUGACAAUGAAACCACGGCGGAGAUUCACACCCGAACGAUGUCACAUCAUCGUCAGUUCAUCAAAUUCCUCAAUGAGAAGUGCAAUGAGGUGAAGAUUGCGGAGAAGAGGGCUGCGGCUACGCUUGAGAAUGAGCGCAAGAAGAGGGCUCGCAUGGAGGGUGAGCAGAAUGGGAAGUCAACUGCUGAGAAGCCCAAGAUUGAUCCAUCUGAACUCUAUGAUCCGUGUGAGGCUACUGAGGAUGACGAUAAGCCCAAUGAAGCUGAAACCACGGAACCAGAGGUGAAGGAAGAGGAUAUGUCUGGUAGUUUGGACGCCACGAUGGAGUCUGUGAAGGAGGAUGUGAAGCCAGAGCCAGAGGAGCAGCCCGUGGAGCCUGAGAAACCAACUCCUGAGCCUGUCGUGGAAGCGAAGGUAGAGCCAAAGGCCUCACCGGCCAAGGCGCCGGUUGUGCAGACGCCAACGCCGACGCCAACACCGACGCCGACGCCACAAGCGAAGCCACCACAGCAGAAGCAGACUGCCACGCGCGGACGUGUGCCUCAGCGCGGUUCUCCGCGUGGUCGUGGCCGUGGACGCUACAAUCGCUUCUAAGACGUGCGAAGAGAGAGAAGAGAGCCAAUUAAUGCUUCACAACUCAUCUUUCGGCUGAAAGGUGUUCUUUCAUUAUAUUGCACAUUUUGCCCUCAUCAACAGAGUCGACGGAAUAUUUUAGGAAGAGAAAGAGAGAAA